AUGGUUUUAAAGAAGAAGAAGGAAAUUCAGGUAGAUGCAUUCUUUCUUGAUGAUCAGCAGCUUGAAAAACUUCAGAGGUUUUCAAAGGCUGAAGAGCAAAACCUUGCAUCUCUGCUUCUGCACUGUGCACAGCUCAACAAUGGCAUCCAGCAGAUCCAGUGUAUUAAACAAAUAUUGCCAUUGGUGAAGAAGAUGGAUCAAAAUUCUGCAUGUGAUCCUAUGGUUAAAGCUUGUUUGGAUAUUUUGGGAGAGACGUAUUUUUCACUGUGUGUGAAGAAUCCCUUGAAAAAAGUAUUAGCAAGCUCACUAAACAGUCUUCCUGAGCAGUUUAUGACGUUAGCUGUAGAGAGCUUUGUGCGCUGCCUUAGAGAAGAACUGAAAACCACCGAUGUGUAUCUAUACAGAAAGGUGCUGGACAACCUUGCUUCCUGUAUGGAGGACUUCAGCUUAGGUAGAGCAAGUAUUAAGAAUCUGUUUGAAGAAGUUCUUCAGUUUCUGCAGAAGUCACUACUUGACAUACAGGAAGAAAACAGGCAAAAUCAUGGAAAUCAUCUUGUUCAGACUCAGCUGAUGCACGAUUUGCUGAUAGCCAUUAAAGUUUCGAUGAUGGUUGUACAGAAAUUACAAGAAAAUAUCCAGGGAAGUCUUUGGAAACACCACGAGUCUUUUGUUUGGCGAAGUAUGUGUAGUUUACUGAAAAGCUCCACAAGCUUCCUAGUGGAUGCGACUCUCCUGCAAACUGUUCAUACUACCUCAGGACUGGCUGUUAUUCUGUUUAUUAAAGCUAUGUAUGAUCCGGUUGAAGAAUUACCUUCCUUGAUCAGCAACUUGCUUCUUGGGUCACUGAAACUCACAGGCGUGCCAGCGUGGUUCGUGAGUAACUGUGGGACUCUGUAUAUGGAAGAACUCCCCGACUCGGUCCUUCUGUGUCUUAGCCAUGGAGCUCUGGCCAUGCUGGAGUGGAAGAAUGGCACCAUGGGUGAAAAUGGAGAGAAAUUAUUAUUAGAUAUUGCAUCGAUCUUGUUGUCCUUGAGUUCAGAGUUAAAAGAAUCCAGUAUGGCAAUGUCUUUGUCUAGAAUCCUUGCUAUUUGGACUAAUUCAGCACUGAUUGCCCUUGCUUCAGGCUCCUCAAAUCUAAAAAUCAACCUUAAUGGGAACUCAGAUGUAAUUGGGAAGCUGCUGGAAUACGUUUAUACACACUGGGAACACCCUCUGGAUGCUGUUAGACACCAAACCAAACUGAUAUUCAAGAAUCUUCUUCAGAUACACCAAACCACUAUUACUGGAUCCGGUGAAAAAUCAGACCCCUUCCUUGCAAAGCUGAUAAAGCAUUUGCUAAGCUUGGAAUGGCAUGUGAAAGGGAAAUAUGCUUCUCUUGGCUGUCUUGUGGAAUGUGUGGGUGCUGAAAAUAUACUGCAGCUGGAUAGAACGAUUCCAGUACAAAUCUUGGACGUGAUGAAUGAUCAGUCUCUUGCACCCUAUGCGAGUGAUCUUUUGGAAACCAUGUUUACAAAUCACAAAGCACAAUUUGCUUUGAAUUUUCAGGGAAACACCUGGAUUGAGCAGUGGCAUGACAUCUGGGUUUCUCCUCUUCUGGUAAUACUGUGUGAAGGAAACCAUGACCAAACUACUUACAUAAUAGAUUACUAUUUACCAAAGUUGCUCAAAUGUAGCCCUGACAGUCUGAGCUACAUGAUCAGAAUUCUUCAGGCUUCUGCAAAUGCUAAUCUAGGUAAGAAAAUAAAUGCCUUUUGUUAAUGGUUUUCAUUUUCUUUAGGCUCUUGCAGUACUAGAGGAGCUCUUGGAGCAUUAAUGGCAUGCCUAAGAGCAGCUAGAGCUCAUGGACACCUAGAACUUUCAAGUAUCAUGAGCAAUGGUCUUUUAUCCACUGAAUGUAUAAAACAAGGUCUAGUUCAUCAGCACAAUCAGGUUUGCAUUGAUGCUCUAGGUUUACUUUGUGAAACCCAUCGUAGCAUAGAAGUUGUGUCUAUGGAAGAAAUGCAACUAAUUCAGUUUUUUAUGAUGUACAACUUGAACAGCCAGUCUCCUUCAGUAAGGCAACAGAUAGGUUCUUUACUGAGAAAGUUAUUUUGUAGGAUACAAGAAAGUUCCCAGGUGCUUUAUAGAUUGGAGCAAAACAAAACCAAGCAGGAGUUACUUGAAACCUCAACUAAAAGGCAUCCUUUGGGUAUUUUGCAACAAUAUAAAGAUUUCCUGUCAUCUGUAUGUGACAGACUUUUUGAGGCGCUAUUUCCUGGUUCAUCACACCCAACCAGAUUUUCUGCACUAAGUAUUCUAGGAUCAGUAGCAGAAAUAUUUUCUGUUCCAAAAGGCCAGGUACAGGUUUUUCAGUUGGAUCAGGAAAUUAACUCUACUCGUGUCCAAACUUUGAUCCAGUGUCUUGCCAGUACUUUUGAGGAAGUAAAAGUUCUGGCCUUUGGGCUUUUGAUGAAACUACGUGAUGUUGCAUUUAAUUUACAGGAUUCUGAAAACCUAGAGCUCCUGUUCCAAGCAGCAAUGGAUCUUAGCACAAGCACCAAGCCAUAUGAUUGUGUCACUGCUUCCUAUUUGUUGAACUUCUUAGUACAUCACAAAGAAUUACAGAAUAUUUGUUUGGCAAAAUGGGUUAAGCGUAAUCCCCAGGUGGAUGAAAACACAUCAGUAAGCAUGGUAGAGAAGAACACUUUAGCAGUUAUCAAACUUUUGUUGGUGAAUGUCGAAGAAGAAAUACUUCAAGCUAAGAAGUCUCUGCUUCAAGCAGCAGCAUCCUUCCCAAUGUAUGGGAGAGUGCAUUGUAUAACUGGGGCUCUGCAGCAAUUACCUUUGGAGUAA
Molecule: messenger RNA, 2832 nt
Organism: Apaloderma vittatum (bar-tailed trogon)
Lineage: Eukaryota; Metazoa; Chordata; Aves; Trogoniformes; Trogonidae
Gene: THADA
Product: thyroid adenoma associated
Exons: 17
Biological process (GO): tRNA methylation
Cellular component (GO): cytosol
Source: RefSeq, a predicted model, not a curated record